ACAAAACCACAAAAGAAUUUCGAAAAAAUUUCCUUGAGACAAAAAAAAAAGUCCGAACGCAUUAAAUGAAUCACGCAAAACGUAGCCUGGGCGUAGCGAGUUAGUUCGGCUUUAUUUGUCGUCCGUGAAUUAUUUUCCUUAGGAAAACAAGACGCCCUCGGUUUAAUUUGAUUACUCGCCACGGGGGCUGUGGCGGCGCUGCUGUCGCUUCCCGAACUCCUUCCGCCGCCAACCCCGCACCAUGAACAGGUGUUGGGAGUUGGAGUGGGGUUGCUGGGAGCGGUGAUGGGGAGCAGCCUGCCCAUGGAGUGGGAUGAGUGGGAUUGUGAUUGUGGAGGCCAGUCCCCCCCUGUCUUUGACCUACCCCCGCCCCCACCUCCUCCCGACCUAUACGCUGCGAUGCUGCACGCCGUGCCCACGUCCUCGGGGCAGGACUCGUGGUCUGGGGACUGUCCUGCGCUGUGGACGUGUCCAGCGCUGCUGGGGGCGAGGGGGGAGCCAGCGCCCUCCAACUCCCGUCUGCCCGUCACCCUCGUCGUCGCCACCGCCAUCAGCCUCGUCAUCCUCGUCAUCAUCAUCGCUGCGGUUGUCUACAGGUUCAGAAUCACCAGAUGUCGGACGGCCAAGAACUGCACCGAGAUGAACGGCGGGAUCGUUUACGAAGACCUGCCCUCAGCCCCUCCCCUGCUGAUCACCCCCAGGGGGAGAACCGGCUCCCGGUACAAGCCCCCCCUGCUACACCAGCACCAGCUGCGCCACCACCUGGCAGAGCGCAGCCUGCACGUGUACACCCCUGAGCCCCACCAGCUCACCACCUUAGGGCAUCACAGAUACCACAGCAUAUCCUCAGGAGGGACGGAAACUUGUAGUUGCAGCAUUAGCGAGACCCCGAGCUGUGCCUUGCUUCCUCAUGCACCCAGCUCUGACACGUCGUCCGCUGCUCCACGUCCUCUGCUCUCAAGCGACGAUGAUACCCCAACACCAUCACCUUACCACUACUAUGCUGGCCAACGACGACCUUCUAAUUCUACACUGUAUGAAAGUUUGUAUUAUACUGGCAGCGCGAGCAGCAGUCGGUCUUCCAACUCGCAUUCAAGAGCGCUGCCGCCGCUACCGUCACGAUCUGAUCGCUUUAGGAUUUAUUUCUCUAACGACCGGCGCGCGACAGGAGGCGGGGCGACGCGAGGUAGCGCGAGGCGGCAACCGCAUCAACGGCCUUCGCAUGAAGCUGUGUUCGUUGCACCGCCUCCUCCUGAAAUAGAACCGCUUUAUGAAAACAUGUGAUCUAUCGUCGAGUUACGUGCGAAAGUGAAUUGUUGUUUGUUAUACUUAUCGGUGGCGAAUGUUUACGCGAGACCAGCUUAACUUAUUAGAACCCGCGAGGGAUUUGUGAACACUGGGAAGAAGCAGGUGCCGAGCUCGUUCUGAGGUAAUGAAUUGUUCUGUCAGAGCGACCAGUUGAGUUAAAUUUAAUGGGACUUCUAUGCACGAUUUACAGCUCUGUUUCCAUCGUAAUGUCCUCAUACCAUGCGCAAGAUUAAAACAACGCUCUGAGUCUGCUCACAUGUGGCUCUCGCUUCGUGCUGCCGAUGAUUAGGCAGGACGCAUGUUAUGGCUUCAUGAUCAUUUAAUAAUAUUUAUUCAAUCGGAACAUGGGGUCGUUUAGAAGCAUAAAUAACUCAAGGAAGAGCAAGAAUUUGUUGAAUGUAUGUAUGAAUGUUUUAAACUUUUCUAAUGGAUUCAAAUUUUUAAUUUGUUUUGAUUGGUAUCAUAUUUCAAUUCUUUAAAGUAUUGUUUGCUAAUUGCCAAUUUUACACUUGUUGUUGAGUUUAUGUGAUGUCUGCAAUUUUUUUGAUCAAAUUUGUUGAUCCGUCUUUUUGAUUUCGACAUUCAAAAUUUGUCACUUUGUUGUAGAGUUUUUGUCUGAUUUUAAAGACAAGUUUCUCUAAACGGAUGGUCAAUAGAAGCAGUUAAUUUGUUUAUAAUUUUUGAUUAGCUAAUGUUUUGAUUGCGAAGCAAUAAGCAGUAAGCAGGUGCAUGGUGGCCUUUAAAGUAUAGUUGUCAUAAUUCUUCACUGCAAGAUAACGUUGAACUGUAAUGUGUUCAUCUCACCGCAAUUCGAGACAUUCUGUCUCUCUGUGUAGAACGGAAGAAAAUCUGGGUCUAACCCUGUGAUAACUUUAGUCUUAGUGUUUCAAUAUUAAUGAACUUCUGUGCUAUACCAAAGAUAAGUUAGACGAGCUUUCUCCUAUUCUGAUGUGCUGUAGUUUAUAAAGGUAUAAAGAGUGAGGUUUCACGAAAUUUUCUUCUAAUUCUAAUGAUUCUUGGAUAUUUUUGAGAUUGCGUCUUCAUAUAAAUAUUUUGUAAGAGUUGUUUAAUAUUUUCCAUCGUGGAUUCAGAAUAUGUAUAAAAAGCAUUAAAUUUUAGUAAUCGUCAUGACUAUGAAAAAGUCAACAUUCUAGUGCUAAAUUACUUUGCAGAUUUCGUGUAAUCGAAGAACGAAAUUGUUGUCUAUGGCUAAAUGAAGCUAUAUCAUUUUCAAUCAACUCAAUCGGCAUAAUAUUCGUUUAAUUUUAUUUUAAUACUUAUUGAUAUUCAUUCACUAUAAUAUUGGUUCAUUCAUUUAUUGUUCUUCGUAUGAAACUGAAAUCGUUCAAAGCUGAAAUAAAAUAUUUCAUCUCUAUUGCCAAUGCUCUGUUUGGAUCUCUGCAUCUGGGUGCGAUAUUCUGCAUUAUUCAGUAGCUUUUGAUAUUAAUUGAGUUUCUUUAUUCGUGUACAUUAUUUAGGUUUAGCUUAUAUGGUCGUAUUAAACCGGGAGCUUUAUUAACACAGUAAUUUAUUUGUUUCCGUCGUUGCUUUGUGACGGCGAUCACGUAAGGCGACUGUACUACUAAGCUCUAUUGAUAAUAUACCAAUUGUUUGUAUUAAAGAAUGAAUUAAUUUCAUUCCUAAUCGCUCAUUGAAACGGAUGUGCACCAGCUACAGUUUAUGUGCGCUUUUUACAUUUUCACUUAUUUUUGUGAUAACAUAGGAGGUUAAUGUAAUUUCGCAUGCGUUAGCGGCAAUUACAUACUUUAUGUAUGAAAAAUGUUACGUGAAAUCUGUUUUCGUUUUCCUGGAGGUUCCAUUCCUCGUCCCUGAUUGGUGGGUUUAGCUCAGUGGCCGUCAGUGAUUGGCUGACGGAGUUACAAACUCGUAACUGAUUUUGAUAGAGCGGUCCUAGCUCGCCAGUCGCGUCUAACUUACUUGUAUUUCAAUGUAAACUCCCACUAAUGGUUAGCAACUCUGGUGAAAAUUAACUGUUUUUCAUCUAGUUUUGUAGUUUCCUGCAGUACUCGUGUUAUUUUCAUUCAUGAAUGUCAUGUUUCUUCACGUUCAGGAAAACAAUCAAAUGAGUGUUCAAGAACAUUUCCCUUUUCAUAUCUAAGCGUGAACUGUACGAUUUGCGCUGUUGUAAGGAAAUAUUUUCAUCUUUUAUUUACUCCUAAUUGAUUUUCUAGUCACAAAAUAAUCUAAGCCUUUUCGGCUGCUGCCUUUUUAUUAAACCUAAUUGAUUU
Molecule: messenger RNA, 3557 nt
Organism: Hyalella azteca
Lineage: Eukaryota; Metazoa; Arthropoda; Malacostraca; Amphipoda; Hyalellidae
Exons: 5
Coding region: 286-1284 (332 amino acids)
Source: RefSeq, a predicted model, not a curated record